Lymnaea stagnalis (great pond snail) is the source of this 10757-nucleotide messenger RNA. The record is from the annotation of a GenBank genome assembly. NCBI's taxonomy places the organism in Eukaryota, Metazoa, Mollusca, Gastropoda, Lymnaeidae.
UCGGUAGUCAAGUGCGGAGUAAUAUAUAACUAGCGUUUGCGCAUGACUUUUAAUUUAGUUCGUAUCCUGCUCAUCCUGUUCAUGUCGUUAACUGGUGUCGAGGUCAUACAAUACAGCUAACAGCACUAAAAUGUUUUCAAGAGUCUUGAAAUCCACACAACUUUGCUAUGUCUUUCGCAGCAACUUUUCAACAUCAUCUAAGGUAAUAUGGCUAAUGGGUACUUUUUUGCUCGGAUACUUAUAAUUUCUGUCGCAACGAAACUAGAUGGUGAUCUUAAUAUUAGAGUUGGAGAAAGAAGACUCGAAGGUUGAAAGUUGAGCAUUUCUUGCGGCGGCUCAAAUCACAUCAUACACUAGCUUAUAAAAGGCCAACCAGGUGUCCAUUCAAACCCUAAGUACUCGCACUAUCAGAUACCACCUUGUGAUUCCAUGUGUGAGUGAACGACUCCCAUGUUAAUGAUAAUUAGGGGGAGAGAUCUACCGAGAUUUCAAUUAGGUUUUGGUAGAAAAUUAGAAUGACUAUGAAGGAAAUGUACAAGUUGUAACAAGGUACCGCUAUGGAGUAUGGUAAAAAACCCCAAAAAAGGAAGCAACAAAACGAACAUGUCACCAAGAAGCCUUCUUUAGUGGACAAAUAGGCUACUAAAUCAAAUAUAAAAAUAAAAACAGCUGAAAUGUUGUAUGCCCAGAGGACAGCAAACGGAAUGUGGUAGACCAUUCUUUGAUUUUAGUCAUAGUAGGCAUAUCGAUACCCGCUCGCGCAUUCAGUUUGCGCAUACGGAAAAAAGACGCGAAAACUGAAGUGGCCAUGUUACAAUCGCUUCUACGGUGACCUCAACUUUUAUGCGUUUUACGUCACAGUUUCCUAUUUGUACAUUUAUUUUGUCAUCAAUUACGAUAAAUAUUUUUCUUCCGGUGACGCACAUAUCUUUAGACCAACUUGAUUUAUCUCUGUUCUUUUGUUGUGUCACUUUGACCAUACGGUAAGCUAUAAAUAUGCAUAAAUACUCCGUUUCAGCUAUUGCACAACAUUUAAACCUAAAGAAUCGAGUUAAGCAUCUAAAUUGACUGAGGAAUAACUUUGAAAUAUUACAAAUUCUAUUUGCUAGGUUAUAAUAAACCUUUCUUAUUUUCGUCACCCUCCCAUCACCAGACGGAAAAAAUAAAUUUCUCCAUAUUUUGUAUCUUCACCGGAAACGAAAUUCGCUCUCGGUAUCAAUAAAAAAAAAGUUUUAAUAUUCCGUAAUCUUUUAGAAUCUGAAUAAAUCUAAGUAAAUUGCAAUUUUAGAAUACAGAAAUUGAAAUAAUAAAUAAAAUCUAAUUUAAGUUUGCUUCCACCUACUAUUUCUAGACCUACAACUACAAUUUAACUAUAAUUUAUAGGUCAAACUCUACUCUACUUUACUAACUCACUAAGCUUAGCCACUAAGACUAAGUUAGACGUAAGUUUUCAGUACCGGUACCAUUUACUAAUCUAUACUAUAAUAAUAAUAAUUAUACCUAUAAACUAUUAAGUUUAAUAAACGAAUACAAAUUUUCUAGUACUACAUAAGGCCUAAUUUACAUAAUCAAAUUGUUAAUAUAUUAAUAUAUUGAUAAUUUCCAAAUUUGGUAAAUAGAAAUCAAAUUAAAUUUAAAUUAUAAAUUAUAAUAAUUUUUAAUAAUUAAAUAUUAAUGAUAAUAUAUAAUAUAAAAGUUUUAUAAAAUACAUCAAAUUAAUAAACAAGACUCAAACAUCAUCAUAGUAAUUAUAUUUUUAUUAGAACAUAGAAAAGCAGUACAUAGAACACAUUUUUUAAAUAAAUUAGUCGUCUUCAUAUACAUGCGUUCAAUUUUAUACAUAAAAAAAAGACUACUUACCAUUUUAUAAAUAUAAUAAUUGAUUUAAAAUUUAACACACAUAAUAAAAUUAGUUAAAAUUCAAUAAACAUGUUAUUUUUUCGUUUUUUCCUGUAUAAAUAAUGAUUUUCUCAAUUUUUCUGUUCACUUUUUUCUGAACAUACCCUCAAAGAAAUAUAUUAAAAAAUAAAAGUCUUGAUGUUAUAUAAAAGUUUUGUUGUUUAUUGCGUUGUAUAUUGCAUUGAGAAUGUCUCCUGAAAAUUUGGUAGCAUUAUCUUUUAAAAUCCAAAAGUUUUGGGCAAAAUAAGGCAGAAAUUUGGAAAGUGGGUCACACGUUUUUUCAUUUAAAUACUAAGAUAAAGAAGGGGGUUUUAAAAAAUCACCAAAAAAAUCAUAACUCCACUUCUAUAAAAGAUAGAAAGAUGAAAUUGGUUUUGUUGUAAAGCUUAUAGCUAGCCCUUUAAAAUGAUGUAUGAUUCAUGACAAUCAGACAAUAUUUAAAUUGUGUGUCAAAGUACCUAGUCAUAGUUAAUAUAGCCUAUUAUUAUUAUUAUAGGCAAAGGGGGGAGGAAAAGUAAGUCCAAGGUGAUUUUUUUGUAAAAAAGGGGGUUGGAGAAAAGAGCUAACUAGUGAAGCAGAACAUGACAUUCAUGCCAAGUGGUGUCAAGGUCUCAUAGGUUAUAGGUGUUUAUCAGAUUGUUCUGAGUUUACCCUGGUGGUAAUUGUAAAAUUGCUUUUGGUCACUUCUAAUUAAGUGUGUUGAUAUAUGUUGUUCAUCCGUCGAGGAUCGACGAGGACCAUCGAGUCGUCCAGUGACUGAUGACUUUCGCAGGCGACUUUUGUUUAAAGUGAGGAAGAGUUGCGCGACGUCAACUCAACGUCAUCCGGGCCCACCAUAUACAGUGGCAAGACUCUACGUCAAGACGACCAGGGAUGGGUACUGUAGCAGGAAUUGUCAUUGUAUGCGCCUUACGGGACUCCAACUCAGGGUUUGAAUUCAGAGUUUCCUUCUCUUAGAUGAGUUGCUGACCAAGGUUAACAAGUCUCAUCCACCCGGAGUGAUGUUUUUGCUUGACUGGCCUUUGGCUGUAAUUUAACUUCAGUUUAGACCAUUCGGCCACCCAGUCAUCCAUGCAGUGAAUGACCAUGGCGUUCUACGUGUCUGGCCAUGCUCUUAGUGAUUCACAUCACUUUGCUGUCUCCGCCUUUUGUCCGCUGACCAAGUAGUGGUUUUUCCACACAAUUUGCCAGAUUCAGUCUUUACAUGCUAUGGGGGACAAGCCCUUUUUUUUCUGAAAGUUCUAUGCCUUUCAGCUACCCUCAACCUGGAAUCAUUGUCUGGGUUGCUGUCGCUGUGCAUGUUACAGCUUCUAUGAACCACAGGUGAGAGCUGAGUACAGAGACUUCCGACUAUUUCCUAUCAAGAUGGCUUCUUCCUAUUCAACCUAACAGUAGAUCUAUAUUGUAGUUGAAUUUAGUUGAGAUAUGACAUUGUUUAUCUUGCACAAUAUUUCGAAGGUGUAUAGUAAAUCUGUCUGAAAGACCCAUCUCGCCCAGAUAACCUAUAGCUAUGGGUGGCAUAAAUGACAUUGUUGCUGUAGUUUUCAGAAGUGACAGUUUCCUCUACACAAACAACACAAGCCACAGUGUUAUCCGCUGCUGUCAUGGCAACAAAGAUGACUGCUGUGUAGAAAGAAAGUAGUUACCAACACAGGGAAACCUGGUACCGGCCGGAUAGCAAAAAUUUUCCCCAAUUUUUGUUUGGCAUGACUUGCGUUGCUUGUAUUUUAAUUUACUAUUUUACUCACUAUAUGCCUAAUUUGUUUUAUUUGACCAUUUUUACCCUGUCUACUAAUCUGUUGUCUCUGAGUAAUAUAGAAAAAUCGAAGUCUUAGUUUGGCAGGGCUAUGGCUUGCCUGGUUACUAUCUUCAGUUACAAAACAUUUUCACAUUCACUACUACUGAGGGCUAUCUUUACUUAUAAGCUAUAUAGAAAAAGCAUGCAUAACAUUAAAUAUUAUUGCAGUAAUCCUAAGUGUUUUAACCUAGAAGCCUAGCCUAUUGGUAAAUUAAGCAAGAAUAAAAAUCAGUUAUGCUUAAUGAUAGCCUGCUACUUACUAGAGUACUAUACUAUACCUUUGAUUAAAUUUACUGGCCAACAGGAAAAAUUAGGUCACCUUUUUGAUUUGGAAAACGUUUUCAAAAUAAUCAGUGACAUUUAAAAUAAUCUGCUGCAUUUGACAUUCUUUUAGGAUGUUUAGGAAGUUCAAAAACUAAAAAAAAAAAAUAUUAAUUUCAAAACUAAUGAAUGCAAAGCCCUAUCAAAAUAAUUCUAGUCAGAACUGAAAUAUUGGUAAGUUUAAUGAUACAUUUUAAUCUCAACUAUAUUUAUAUUUUUUUUUCCUUGGUCAGGUUGAUGUGAAAGUAGCAGUGUUGGGAGCUGCUGGUGGAAUUGGCCAACCACUAUCUCUGCUGUUGAAGCAAUCACCUUUAAUUUCACAUUUAGCUUUGUAUGAUAUCGCGCACACACCAGGGGUUGCUGCUGACCUUAGUCACAUAGAAACAAGGCCAAAAGUAACAGGUCAUCUUGGAAGUGAACAGUUAGCAGAAUGUGUGAAAGGAGCAGCUCUGGUCUUGAUUCCUGCUGGGGUGCCUAGAAAGCCAGGUUUGUAUCAGAUAUUAAUCUUUUUAAAUGUUCUAACUCUACAGGUGUAUAAAAGGAAAUCUCUAAAUCUGAUAAAUAGUUUGCAAACACAAAAAAUAUUUUUCAGUUAUAUUAACAUAUUUUAAUGUUGACUAUUUGUGUGGAUUUAAAAAUUAUGAAAUAUGUGUUUUUGACCUGUCAUCUUAUGUUGUGUUAGUUUAUGACCCGGCUAACCCUGGACAAUAUCAGUGGACAGUCAAGUCAGUAAUGAUUUCAGUAUAAUAAAUUCUUGCUACCAUAAUAUUUAUCUUUAAAAUUAUAAAAUUACUAUCACACCAGAGUAAUUGUAUUAUAAGUCGUGCAGUUGAGACAUAGCUUUUGUGAUCAAUUAUAUUUUUGUGUGUGAUUAUUUUUCAGGUAUGACAAGAGAUGAUCUGUUUAAUACAAAUGCAAGUAUUGUUGCAAACCUUAUUGAUGCCUGUGCUAAAAACUGCCCUAAAGCAAUGAUUGGAAUUAUCACUAACCCUGUACGUAUAAAUUUUUUUUUAAAUUUCAUUUUUUAAGAAAAUUUUCCCCCUAUUAAAUCAAGAUUUUUUUGUUAAGGGUGUUCUCUACUGUUAAAAUUGACUGCUAUUCUCAUGACAACAUAGCACUUCAUUUUUUUUUUUUUACUAAGUGUUAAGAGAGAUAGUUAUGCACUUCAUUCUUCUUUUAACUAGGUUUUAAGAGAGUUAGAAUUUUAGAAUCGCUUUCCAAAUUCAAAUGAAGUUAACUAUCAAACUUAGAUGAUUUACGUUUGAACAGAUUGAUAUAGAGUUUGUUUACAUUAUUUUAGAAAGUAUAGUUAAUUACCCUAUGGUUGCAGAUAACUUUUGAUCAGACUUAAAUUUAGCUCUACCACAUAAUAUAUCGGUAAGUGUUGCGAUAGGUGACUGACAGUGGCUGUGACUGAUAUCCAAAUUAAUUGAUAUUAUUAUUAAAAGAUUAUUAUAUACAUAGCAAUAACUUUAUAUGUUUUUACAGGUAAAUUCUACAGUUCCAAUUGCUGCUGAGGUGUUAAAAAAGCGUGGAGUCUUUGAUGAAAAAAGAUUAUUUGGAGUGACCACUCUUGAUGUAGUGAGAUCCAACACUUUUAUCGCAGAAGGAAAGGUUAGUCAUUAUGCUACCAAUACUGCAACUCCAAAAUUUAAAUAUCAUUUUAAAUGUAAUAAUGUUACACAACUAAAUGAUUCUAAAUUUUUUCGUUGUUUAAAAUGUAAUUAUGUAAAUCAUUUUUUAUUUUUUUAUUUUCAGGGUCUCGAUGUGACUAAAGUGAACUGUCCAGUUAUUGGUGGUCAUAGUGGUAUCACAAUCGUGCCAGUCAUUUCUCAGUGUACACCUGCUGUUUCUUUUCCCCAGGUUUGCCUUAUAAAAAAGAUUACCUGAGUAUUUUAUAUUUCAUCUAUUAUAAUAAGAGUUUAGUCUCAUUCAUGUUUUUUCUUUAGGUUAGUUACUUUGCAAAUAUUUCAUUUAAAACCUUUGAAGCACAACACACUGUUAUGUUGUAAUGCAGAUUGACUUUAAGUCCACUGAUACCUUGAGUAUUUUAAAGUUAGACUUUUUACUUUUUGGUAAGUAUAUCUAUAUACUGUACACAUGCUGGGAGGUGGUUAAAUGUAUGAAAGCAUGUUACUUCUUCAAUAACUUCCGAGAUAUACAGCUCUCAGUAACUGACAGGAGAUGUCAGGUAGUGUUUAAAAAAUGAAAUAGGUUUAUAACCAUAUGAAUUCCUGUAUUUAGAUAUCAAAACAGACUUUGAUUAGAUGAAGUCUGGAUCUGGCGUUGUAUGUUGUUGUGCGUUUUCUUUUGGUUAAUAUUUAGCCCAUCCUUUCUUGAAACUUAGCCCUGUUUCAUAACUCUAUUUAAACUCUCGCAUAAAUUAAAAUAACAUUAAUCAGAUAAGAUAUCCUUUUAUAUAUCAUUUUAGGAGGAAAGGAUCAAGUUAAGUGUGAGAAUCCAGAAUGCUGGUACUGAAGUUGUCGAAGCAAAGGCUGGCGCAGUAAGUUGUAAAACAAUCAUUAAAUCAAUGGUACUUGGUGAAGCUUUUACACAAAUGUUUCUGACAAACUGCAAGUGUACCUCCUGCAGUUAUUUUAACAUGGGGUUGAAAUUUUAAAAUAUACAUUACUAUUAGACUAAUUAGGUAUUCUAAAUGAGCCGGCGAAAAUUACGCUUCGGGGAGAACAUUUUUUUUUUUUUGGUUGGGUCGCGCCAGCUCGCUACGCUAAAGCUUCGUUAUACAGGUGCGUUCAGUAACAACUGAUCUAGAAAGUAGAAAAGUAGUUCUUUAAUAUGAUGUAUUUUUCGGAGCUGUAAACUGUAAAUUAAUGCUAAAUAACGUUGAUUUUAACACAAAAAUUGCGUUUUCUAUGUGAAAAAAUCACUUUACGGCUCUCAAAAAUAUAUAUUCAGAAAGGUAAUCCAAUUUACUAUAAAACUGUUAUAGUUUUGUGAACGCCCCAUUUAUGGGGUAAACGCGUAAAGGUUUGGAACCAAGUCAACGCCGUCUGCUAAAAAAAAGUGCAAAUCGACCCCGCCACGGCCAACUCUGAUCUGUGAAACCAGAAGGCGAUGACUAAUUUUAUCUAAGAUCUUCUUAAAUUUAGUGCCUUUUCGUGGGUUUUAAACUGAAAUAGGUAAGUUAAACAUUAUUGUUUAGUUUGGGAAUGUUUAAAUUAUAUAGAAAGCUUUUUAUUGCAUACAUUUGUUAAUUUAGUGUGGGCUUAUCGAUAACUAAUGCGUGUUUCUUACGCCUAGUGAAAAAUGACGAUCAAGCUUUAUUUUAAAAUCAUCUGUAUUUAUUUUAAGAUAGCGGAGAAAGAAAAGGAAAAUAUAAUUAGUUCAAUGAAAUGUUUAAAUAUUUAAUGGUAUUUAUUUUGUAGCUAUGCAAUUUGUUUGGAAACUGCAGUAAAUCAUUAAACUCGGAUAAUUCAGCCGAUUCAAGCGAAGCAUUCAUGUUGGGUCGAAGCAUUAUUGUUGCGAGGGUGAACGGGAUGCUUUAAUUUUAGUGGAGUUCAUUUUUAAACUAGAAAUUCGAUUGUUAAUCCAUUUUAUAAAUAAAUGUAUAUGGUAUGAGGCAUAAGAAAGUGAUGCAAUGUUAAUUAUUCUUAUUUCUCUAAGUUAUAAAGCUAGUUUUAAAAAUUAGUUACCGAUACCUAGUCUUUCACCCCCUUUCGUAAAUGUCGAAUUCCAAAAUUAACCUUACUGAAAAAAUUACUCCUUUACUUUACUAACGUUAUCAAUUAUAUACCGUGUAUGCAGUAUUCAUAUUAAUUAGGGCAAAUAGGAGGCAGUUAAAAUCUUGUAAACUUUUGAGUUUUAAUUUUAACAUUUCAUAUUUCAGUGGUUGAAACUGAAAACAACUUAAGACAGAUACCAUUCCAUUACAAAAGAACGAGAAGACCCAGACCACUGCCAAAACAUGCCGUGUAACAACACUAACACUGGACAACAGUCAACAGUACAGGUUAGUACUACCGCUUGUAAUAUCAUUAGUUAUAUUUGCAUUUUGUUAUUAUAUUGAUAGCAAUGACAUGAUCAUAAAUGCUAAGUUGAUAACCAUUACUAUUAAAUAAUAUAAAUUAAAUACAAUUUAAUUAAUACGGUACAAAUUAAAUAAAAUAUUCUUCUCCCAGGUUGUUGGUGUACAAGAACAGAUUACAGAAAUGUCUCAUUAAACCAGUGCAGGGAAAUGUCUCUAAACUGACUAAUAAAUCCAUACAGACGUGCUAAUAAAGGCAGAAAAUUGAUUUUCAUUACUAAUUCAUAGUUAAUAAUGUUUCCUACAGAUUUUCCAUAACUUUUAUAGAUAUAUAUACCAGGUAUAUCUAAUUACGAACAUUUUUUAAGGUGCUGGAAAGUAUAAAUUUUCAGUGCAAAAAUGCCCAUUUUUAAAAUAUAUGUGGAGAAGAAUUUUGUUUCCUAAACCUAAGUCUGUUACUUUAUUAUUGAAAAGAUUAACAUGUUCUACAAUACUGUGUAACAUUCGUAAAGAUAUCUUGCUUCGUUAAUUUUUUAUGAAUUUUCAAAAAUGUUUGAAAUUCUCAAUUUUUGUGUACAUGCCUUGCUGAAAUAAUUUAUGUAAAUUAUUUUGUUGUUUUCACCUUUACCUGAUGAUUUCACAUUGUUGUGCUUUAAAUUACCUUUUACUUGACUCCUGUAUAUUUAUAAUAACUUAACUAAUUGAUUUUUUAUGAUUUUUUAAAAAUGAACUAAAAUCGACUUUUUGUCUCCAUUUUAAUAUUUUGUAAAAUUGGGCUUCAGCUCGUUUUUGGAUGAAUAAAAAAUAUAUUUACAUUUUUGUGACAACCCUAAAAAAAAUUGAGCUUGUUAUAUGUAUAACUGGUUGUGUGGGCAAGAGAUUUGAAAGUUCUAACUUAGUUAUUUUAGGAGAUAGCGGGUGUCAAAACUACACUUUCCUGGCUUCUAAAAAUUGACCCUGUUCCCGAUUUUUAAAAAAUUUAUAACUUUUUUAUUGUUGGAGAUAGAGAGUUAAAAUUUGUGGUUCUGUUCUGAUGAAGUCAAGCUCUAUUUAGGGGAAUAGUUGAAUUUUAUUUAAUUUCGUUAUGAAAUUUUCAUUUAGAAUACCUAGACUAAUGUAAACAUACAUUUUUAAAAUUUAGAUUUGCGUUCUUACUUUCAUUUCAAUUUUAAUGACUAAUUCUAUUGUGGUUUUACUAAUCAGAUUUAAGUUAUGCUUACAUGACAAAUAGAAAAAACAAUGAUGAUAUGUGUAUAUUUUGAUAAAACUCGUGUCAAGAGUUAGCCAAUGUUAUCAUCAGUUCUCUUGUUAAUUUUGACUUUGGCCUAAGUUCUUAUUUCUGUAUGCAGCACCUUCUCCACCCAUGCUCUUUAGACAAAAAAAACAAGUUAUGCCCUCCACUUUCUAAAUUUGUAAAGAAUAUUAAAUGGCAUUACAAUACAUGACCCUGUGUAGUCAAUGUUGGGAUAAAUUUAUUCACAUGCUAUGUCAAAUGCAUUUUGUGUUUACCUCAUUUCAGGGAUCUGCUACUCUCUCUAUGGCUUAUGCUGCAAACAAAUUUGCUCGUGAUCUCCUUGAGGCAAUGAAUGGCACAGAAGGCAAAGUGCAGUGUGCAUUUGUACGUUCUGAUGAAACAGAAGCAAAAUACUUUGCCACCCCUGUUUUAUUAGGCGUAAGUCAUUUCCUUCCAUCAGAAAAGUUUGAUAACUCAUUAUUUAACUCAGAUCAGACAUAGGUUGUGUGAAGUUCAAAGAGCCCUAUUUAUGGCUUAUAGUUCAUAUUUUUUCUGUUAACUAUCAUUAGUAUCAUAGUUGGAAAUUGUCGCAACUUCCUUUUUUUUCACCUAAGGUAAUAGCCAGAGUAGAAAUCUGAAAUAAAACAAAAAUGAUGAAAGCACAAAAAAAAGUUUUGUAAAGUUACAUUUUAAGGUUUCUCCAGACGUAUUGAGAGAACACGGGUUAAGAUUCCAAAAGUUUUUGUUAUUAUAAAAUUUAAAUGCUCUAUUUAAACUAAUUACAGAAAAAUGGCGUAGAAAAGAAUCUUGGGAUUGGCCAUUUGUUGGACUAUGAACGCAAUCUAGUGACAGCUGCAAUGCCAGAGCUUAUUGCCAACAUCAAGAAAGGGGAGGAAUUUGUUGCAAAAAAUUUCAAGUGAAUGUCAACAGAUAUAUACAAUGUACAAAAAAUAACUACUUGAUAUUUUGUUGAUAAAAGUGAUUUAAUUCUGUGAAUGGCUGAGAAUUUACAUGUAACAAAUUUAGUGUCUAAUUUAAGUGCAAGUCAUUUAACAUAAAAGCAAAAAUCAUGAAGAGAUCAAGACAUAAAAUACUGAACAUGUCUUAAAUGUAGGUGGUUGGUUAGAAGGGAAUCUUUGCAUUUGUCAGCUAAAGCAAACAAGUGCAGAGUUUUGUAUAGUUCUUUACUGUCAAUGAAACUGUUGGAUGACUUUAAUGUAGUUGGUUUGGAUGCUUAUAUCUUUGACUGUUGUUAUCUAUCAUUUCAUAGCCACAUAGCAGCCUUUCCUCUAGAUAGCAACAGCAAAAGAACGCUGUGGUUAGAUUUACAGGACCUAGUUAAUGAAAGUGAUGAUCAUCUGCAUCAAAUGUAUGUGUCAAUUUUUCUAAUAUUGUUUUGUGCUAUGAAGAUAAAGAGUGAGAAAUAAGAAGGCUUGAAUGGUUUUGUAAUCAUUCUCUUUAAGAUCUUGUUGUGGAAGUCGAUAUAGAACUAAUAAAGAAUUUGAUAUUUAUAUACCGGU